UUCAGUGCGUGCCGUGUUUAGGGGAAAUGAGAGUCGAGUUCCAGUGAGAGUCGAGGCAGGCUGCGAAAGACGCGCCCACUCCUUGUUACGUUGCGCACUAGGGAAGGAAAGGGGGCUAAAACCUGCCUCAGUCUCGGUUGGGCAUCCAGAGUCGGGACUUUUAACGCCAAGGAAAGACCUAAUCGUUUUCUGGAAAUUACAGUUAAAGACGCAUUCGCGUAGAAAUGGUUCUGCAGAGAGUUGUCCGUGCUGUCAUUAUGGGAGCUCCGGGCUCCGGGAAAGGAACGGUGUCUGCGCGCAUAACCAAAACUUUUGGGCUGAAACACAUUUCUAGUGGGGACAUUUUGAGAGCCAACAUCAACGCAAAAACCGAGUUCGGCCUGUUGAUGAAGGCCUGCAUCGAUCAGGGUCAGCUGGUACCUGAUGACGUCAUGUCUCGUCUCAUCCUGAGUGACCUGAGGACAAUAGAGGGGAGCAGCUGGCUGCUCGAUGGGUUUCCUCGUACAGUAUGCCAAGCGGAGGCCCUGGACGGCGUCUACACUGUGGACACAGUCAUCAACCUCAACGUUCCUUUCCAGACCAUCAAGCAAAGGCUGACCUCUCGCUGGACUCACCUCCCGAGCGGCAGAGUCUACAACACAGACUUCAACCCGCCUAAAGUCGCUGGCAUCGAUGAUGACACGGGGGAGCCUCUGGUGCAGAGGGAUGACGACAAACCAGAGACGGUCACACGGAGACUAAAGUCCUAUGAAACUCAGACAGAGCCCGUCUUAGAGUACUACAGGAGUAAAGGUGUGCUAGAGACCUUCUCCGGGACUGAAACCAACAAGAUAUGGCCACACAUUGAGGCUUUCCUCCACAGAAAACUGUCUUAAAAAGCCUCAGCAGGAGUCCUAACGUUUACCAGCAGAAACCGCUCCGUGUGCGUCGUUCGAUCAAAAUUCAAACAAAGGGAGAACCACCUGUAGGAUAACAUAUUCGCUAUGUUCAAAAUGAGGAACAAGCUCACAUAGUUUAUGAAAUGUAAAUAGACUACAGAUAUUUGAAUAACUCAAUUUUUUAAAGAAUAACUCAUUACUACCACUGUUGCACUCCUCAGCGAUGCUAAAAUUAGUUCAGGAACCUCUCAGGGUGUGCAUGCAUCAUCUUCUAAAGAUUAGUUCUAGUUAAUUCUAUAAUGUGCCUUUAAAAAAAAAGGAAAAAAUUAUAUCAUCUCUAUCAACAGAAUGUGAAGGUGUUUGCACGAGCUGCUGCAAAAAAAGUCCUGGUGUACGUAUGUGGUCUGCUUUAGGGAGCAGAAAUAUGUUGGAAUUUUUUAGAUUUUCUAGAAGUUGUGAUUUAUUAUAGCCGACCUCAGCAGCGCAGGCCAGAGUGAAAAAUCCAAGCGGCAUCUUCUUCAAGAGAGAGAUCCUUCAAAUCCUUUCGUCGUUAGCGUAACAAAUGUGUCUGUAACUGCCUUACUGGGAGGGUUUCUUAAACCUAAAAGGGAAAAUGUGCCGUUUUCUACAAAUCACUGUAAACUCGCCCGUGCCUUUUUGCUGCUCUUGACUGUGUAACAUAUUGAUCAUCGGAGCAAACGACGCAGGAGCCGACCACGCUUAUUAUAUUGAAUAUUUUUAAUCAUCACAACAGACCACUACUGUUUAACAGCGUCUUUAAACCACCAGACGUCUUAAUGCCGUUGUUUCCAUUCGAACCAGACAUUCCUUGUUGUGACCAACUCUUUAGGCUGAUAUGUGUGCAUCAAACACAGACUGUACAGCGUCGCCAUGUCGUUAGAACAUAUCGCAGCAUCUGAGCCGCAAUUAUGCACUUCGUUUCGCGGCGAAAGCCACAGAAAUACUACGCUGCCUUGCAAUGUACUGCACAGACCGAUGCCGUGAACGACCCGUGUGCAUUCACUCAACACUUGAAUACGAUGUUGUGAAAUCUUCUGUACAGUGGCGACUUGCAGCUGUGUCGAGUAUUUAUCAGUCGAAAUAAACCUCUCAUACUGUA
Messenger RNA from Mugil cephalus (flathead mullet), 1998 nucleotides. RefSeq names its product adenylate kinase 3 (gene ak3). Lineage: Eukaryota; Metazoa; Chordata; Actinopteri; Mugiliformes; Mugilidae. The coding region runs from base 225 to 875 and encodes 216 amino acids. Gene Ontology annotation, cellular component: cytoplasm; mitochondrion. The record is from RefSeq and is a predicted model, not a curated record. Gene Ontology annotation, molecular function: AMP kinase activity; ATP binding. Gene Ontology annotation, biological process: nucleobase-containing compound metabolic process. The transcript is spliced from 5 exons.